GGUGCUGGCCGCGGUGGAGAACAAGGUGCCUGGCAAUUUCGGCCGCAUCAAGGAUGAGGUCCCGCGGGAGCGGCAGCGCCGGUGCCUGCGGAAGCGCGAGGGCGGGCCGCCCUCGCCUGGCAGGCGCCCCUAUCCUGCUCCCCCGGCGGCGCACGAAGCCGCUGUGGCAGCACGGCGCCGAGGGUUUUGCCCGGUGGGCAAAGCCCUCGAGACCGGCACCGGAGGCCUGUCCUGCCCUGGCCUCUGGUCUAUACCAUCGUGGGCGGGGUGCACUUCCACGUCCACGGCCUCGCGGGCCGGGCCCCCGGGCCGCGACCCCAGGGGUACGGGGCGUUUUUCGCGGGGCGCCCCGCGCGGAGCGGAGCCCUGCGGCGGCACCUCCACGGGAUCGUGCCCGGGGGUCCAGACCGCGAAGGCGUGGAUGUGGAUAUGUUCGCCGCUCGUGAUACCACGCCCUCUGUGCCGCGGGGCGGCCGUCGGAUAGGUCGUGCGCCACAUGGCGAACGAGGACGAGACCGGCUCCUGGGGCACGGACACCCUGCUGUUCGGCAACGACGAGCUGUCGUACGCACUCGGGAAGCAGGGCGCGACCAGGAAGAAGCUGGAGCGCUCCACUGGGUGCGUGGUGCAGUAUGUUGGGAACACGUCGGGGCCCGCGGAUCUGCUCCGGCACCUCGGAGGAGCGGGCACGGGCGCGGCAGUACAUCCGAUGGCUGUUCGAACAGCUCGAGGGGCCCGUGUACGUCCACCGCUGGCAGGAUCGCGACGACUGCACCGUCGUGGAUAUACCCACGGACUGCGUCGGCUACAUCACCGGGAACCGGCGCGCCACCCUGGGCGCGAUCGAGGACGAGUGGGGCUCGCUGAUGUUCUUCGUCAACAAGGCCGAGGACGAGGUCAGCGGCAAGGCGAGGACCGAGCGGCUGGCGAUCUUCGGGUCGAGGCGGGCCCGCCGGGGCUCGGAGCUGAAGGUGAUGAGCGGCGUGGAGACGAAGAUGCCCGGCUACUACACGCGAGACCUGACCACCAAGAAGUCCUACCGACCGGGCUUCGACACCGACCGAAUACUCUUCAAGGACGACGAGCUGAGCUACGCCCUGGGCAAGGAGGGGGCCACCAGGAAGAAGUUGGAGACGGCGGCUGGCGCCGUCCUGCAGUACGUCGGGCACGCGGCGUACAUCGCGGGGACCCGCGCGGAGCGGCAGCGCUGCAGGGACUACAUCGACUGGCUGCUCCUGCAGCGCAAGGGUGCCAUCACGGUCCGGGACGUGAAGGGCCGCGCGGACGUCACGGAGCUGAAGAUCCCCGACAACUGCAAGGGCUGGGUCGCCGGGGACCGCGGGCACGAGCUCCGGCGGAUGGAGAAGGAGACCGGCACGUUCAUGUUCAUGGCGACAGACGAGCGUGGCGAGGAGCGCCUCCUCAUC
Messenger RNA from Prorocentrum cordatum, 1427 nucleotides. Lineage: Eukaryota; Dinophyceae; Prorocentrales; Prorocentraceae. The record is from the annotation of a GenBank genome assembly.